AUGACCACCUCCGACAUUCCCACGCCCUCGCCCUCGCCCUUGCCGGCAAUUGGCAGCGGCGACAUGAGCAGCUACAGCUUCCCCGCCGCGCGGCUCCAACGCACGCUCACCGACCCCUCAAAGACCCCGCUGGUGGUCGUGGCCUGCGGCUCCUUCUCCCCAAUCACACACAUGCACCUGCGCAUGUUCGAGAUGGCCGUCGACCAUGUCCGACAGAACAUGAGCGACGUCUAUGAGGUCGUCGGCGGGUACAUGAGCCCCGUUAGCGACUACUACAACAAAGCCGGUCUUGCCAGCGCCGCGCACCGUGUCCGGAUGUGCGAGCUCGCAUGCGAACAGACCUCCGACUGGCUCAUGGUCGACCCCUGGGAAGCCAUGCAGUCCAGCUACCAGCCCACCGCCAAGGUCCUCGACCACAUCAGCCACGAGAUCAACACCGUCCUCGGCGGCAUCCGCACCUCCCCCACCGGCGACGAGCACCGGCCCGCGCGCGUCAUGCUCCUCGGCGGCUCGGACCUGCUGCAGACCAUGUCGCAGCCCGGCGUCUGGUCCAAGGAGGACCUCGACCACAUCCUCGGCCUCUACGGCAUCUUUGUGAUUGAGCGCAGCGGCUCCGCCGUGUCGGAUGCGCUGGACCCGCUGCGCGAGUGGAGCGACGAGUUGGGGCGCGAUUGGGUCGGCAAUAUUCAUAUCGUCAGACAGCUCAUUGCGAAUGAUAUCUCGAGUACGAGGAUUAGGCAGUUUCUGAGAUGGGGCAUGAGCGUGCAUUAUUUGCUCCCGAAUGUGGUCAUUGAGUACCUGAGGGAGCAUGGCCUGUACAGGGAGGAGCCGCCGAGGGAGAAGGAGAAGGAGAAGGAGAAGGGGAAGGAGCGGGCGGACUCGUCGUCGGCGGCGGCGACGUCGUGA
Messenger RNA from Morchella sextelata, 906 nucleotides. RefSeq lists its product as uncharacterized. Bases 1 to 906 code for a protein of 301 amino acids. Gene Ontology annotation, molecular function: nicotinamide-nucleotide adenylyltransferase activity; nicotinate-nucleotide adenylyltransferase activity. The transcript is spliced from 2 exons. Lineage: Eukaryota; Fungi; Ascomycota; Pezizomycetes; Pezizales; Morchellaceae. Gene Ontology annotation, biological process: NAD+ biosynthetic process. The record is from RefSeq and is a predicted model, not a curated record.